Messenger RNA from Hyaena hyaena (striped hyena), 3664 nucleotides. RefSeq names its product NEDD4 binding protein 2 like 1 (gene N4BP2L1). The coding region runs from base 167 to 892 and encodes 241 amino acids. The transcript is spliced from 5 exons. NCBI's taxonomy places the organism in Eukaryota, Metazoa, Chordata, Mammalia, Carnivora, Hyaenidae. The record is from RefSeq and is a predicted model, not a curated record.
CCCCUCCCACGCAGCGCGGUUCUGUCGGGUGGGAAGGAGGGGCUGGGCUCCAAGCGCCCGCCCCUCCAUCUAUCACAUGGCCGGAGAGCCACAAAAACAACAGCUUUGGCCAAGACCGUGACUUCAGGAAAGGGAACCCGGGGCUCUUGCAACCAACCCCCACCCCAUGGAGGAGAGUUUUCUUGAAUCCUUUGGGAGGCUGAGCCUCCAGCAGCAGCAGCAACCUCGUCCGCCGGCCCCGCCGCCCCCGCGUGGGACACCUCCGCGCCGCCACAGCUUUAGGAAACAUCUCUACCUCCUGCGAGGCCUCCCGGGCUCGGGGAAAACUACACUGGCCAGACAAUUGCAACACGACUUUCCCAGGGCUCUGAUUUUCAGCACGGAUGAUUUUUUCUUCAGGGAAGAUGGUGCCUAUGAGUUCAAUCCUGACUUCCUGGAGGAAGCGCAUAAGUGGAACCAGAAAAGAGCCAGAAAAGCAAUGAGGAAUGGCAUAUCCCCCAUUAUUAUUGAUAAUACCAACCUCCACGCCUGGGAAAUGAAGCCCUAUGCAGUCAUGGCACUUGAAAAUAACUAUGAAGUUAUAUUCCGAGAACCUGACACUCGCUGGAAAUUCAACGUUCAAGAGUUAGCAAGAAGGAACAUUCACGGAGUCCCAAGAGAAAAAAUACAUCGAAUGAAGGAACGGUAUGAACACGGUGUUACCUUUCACAGUGUGCUUCAUGCGGAAAAGCCCAGCAGAAUGAACAGAAACCAGGACAGGAAUAACCCAUCGCCUUCCGACCGGGCCAGAUACUGGAACGCCUGCGCGGAGUUUCCAACCCGGAGGGCUCACAGUGGCUUCACAAACGAGAGCGCCUGUAACAGAAGAGGUGGCUGUCACCAUGGAUAUUAGAGGCCUACCGUACAGGCAUUCACAGUUUUCCUAAAUCAGUUUUUACCGCAACUUUUGGUAUUUAUUCUUUGUUCUGUUUUAGCCAGAGCUCUAAUUCCGGUGUAAAUAGUCGGACCUGAAAGUUUUUCGGCAGAGGUCAUUAUAUUCAUUUUCAACAAGCAUUUGUUAAAAGGGAUACUAUAUACAUGGUCUGAUGCUGGAAUUCUGAUUUGAUUAAACAAAGUCACUUUCUCUAGGGUAACAAUUAAUUGGAAACAGAAACCUGAGAACGUACCCAGUCACAUAAGUUCAAUAUAUAGAAGUUUCAGUACCACUUUUUCAGAAGUAAUCUAUUUUUCCAGGAAAUUCAUCUCCACCAGGAAAGUUUGAAAGGUGGGGAAGUGGGAGACAGGAAAAUGUUAGUGCCGUUGCUACUUUGAUAAUCUAUGUAUCCAAAAAUGUGAGAUGUGUGGCUGUCAUGAUGAUAGUGAUUUUCCUUUAAAAUGCAUUUGCUAGAUAGCAUAUGUCUAAGGGAAUAUCGCUCUUCAAAGUAGACACUUUGACAAAUUAUUCCUUUAUUCUUGUGAUGUGUCAUUGUUGAAAAGGUCUGUUGGACCCUUCUCAAUAGCUCUAAAAGCUACGGAGGAAAAUCAGUGUCAUUAUUUCAAGUCACAUCUUGUGUUUUAACUGCCACUUUAUCAAAUAGGAUGAAACCUGAUUAACUUUCUUGGCUGUUGUGCUAAUAGUGUAAAUUAAAGAAGCCUGACUUUAUAAACACCAGUUUUAAAGAGGAAAGAAUUCAGCAGUUAUUAGAUAUGUGUAUAAUCAGUUGACUACCCAAAUGUGUGGGAGUACAAGGAAGUAAUAAGCAUCCCAAGAUAUAAAUCAUAUAGGGAUAUGUAAAACUCACGCUCAUUAUAAGAUGAGCAGUCUUGGCAUUUUCUGUGGCAUUAUUUAAGACAAUACAGUUCUACCACAAAUCUGGGAUGCCCCCCGUAUACCAAUACUGAAUUUAUGAUUCCAAAUCAAACCUCAGCAGGUUAGAAUCAGAUUAAUUUGGUGUGAGACCAUGAUAGAUAAGAUCAUGUAGAAUGUAUGCUUUAUUUUUUGCUGGCCAACAGCUUCUUUCUGAUGUUCUGUGAAAUAUUAUUUUAAGUGUCCUAUAUAAUGGUGCUUUUAUGGUUAUUAAAAAUUAUAUAUGGUAUUGCUUUAUAUGAAUUUGUCAUUGAAUCUAGACUUUGUUUCAACGAUAUAAAAAAAUAAUUACCUAAAUCCCACAGAAUUCUACCAUAUUAAGAACCAGUUUUUCUAUAUCAUAAACUUAUUUACCAGUCUUCUUCAGUAAGUAGGAGACAAAAGCAACCUUAUACUUUACAUGCUUAUAUAAAUUAUUUGAUCUGUGCACAUUGGAAAGACUAUUACUUUAGCAUCAAUACCUGACACUAUAGAAAUCUUAUGGCUUUUUAUUCACUUCUUCUGAGCAACCACUAUGACAUGGCCCCAGGUUUAGACCCAGAGCUUUUAAAGAGCUCGGGAGAGUAGUUUUCCUAUUUGUCUCUUUUUUCCCUAGAUGACUCUUGAAAUACUUGGUUUGGAAGCAUAAAAAUAAUUGAUUAAAUGCUGCCAACUUUAUGCCAGCUAGAAGUGAUUUUUUUCUCUCAAUUCCCAAGUUUCCUGAUUUAUCUAAUUUUUUGAACACUCAACUUUAACCUGUAGCUUUGUAUUAUUAAUGUUUGCAUUGUUCACAGAGCUGGCAUAGUGCUUUCUGUCUGAGACAGGCUCUUGUUAAGUGAUUGCUGAGUAACACAAAUUGCUUUUACCAUUUAUCCCUUAUCCUACGGUGUACAUUCUUGACUUUGUAAUCAUUAUCACUUCUUAGGGGAUAAUAUCCGUAUAUACUUAAGCUUCAUAUUUUGCUUAUAUAGCUUCCUAUAUUUUUUACAACGUAUAAAAAAGGAGUGUGUGCAUGAGAUUUCUCUCUAAUGUGUAGUCUAAAUGGUAAGGAAGAAUGAAGGAGGUACUGGCAGUUCAGGUUAAAUUCUCCUAAUUCUUUUUGUUCAUCUGAGAUUCAAGUUUUAUUCCCUGUUCCAGAGCAGAUCACUUGGUACAUGAUUAGGAUGGGAAGACCAAAUUGUUUUGUGACCCAAACUUAAAUCACAUGUUAAUAAGACUGGCAGAACACUUGAGUUAAAAAGAACUGGAGAGUGGACUAGCGUUAUGUUAAUUUUUAGAGGGGGAGAAAAACCACGGAUCACAGUUAUGAAAGAAAAAAAUUGCUUUUUAAAAGAUUUAUUCUUGGCUUUGAAAUGUGUUUAUAAUUAGAUUUGAAAACACGAUAUUUUAUCUAAAUUUAAGACAUAGUAAAUGGUCUGAUUUCAGAGCUUCUCCAACCUAUUGGCUCCUGGUUAGAACUGUGUUCUCUUUUCUCUAUUAAGCAUAAGAAAGUCACAAAUGAGAAUAUCCUCACAUAUUGAACUAUUACUGUCUGCCUUGGUGGUUAGAAAAAAACCAGGUUUAAAGGAGGUACUUGCCGAGUCCUGUGACAGGGCUAAAAAUAAAGCAGGUAGAAACAGUGCCAAUUUGAAAGAACGAUUUUCUCUUAAAUUGCAGAUGAUUAUUUUGUUAAAAAAACAUUAACACUAUGAAAUCUGAUUUAAAGUAUUUGAAUUUUUAAUUAAAAUAAUUUCAGAGAUCACACUGGAAUCAUAAAGAGGAAUUACACUGAGAAUUCUGUUUUUCUUGUAGUUAUGCUGACGUGGGGUUGAAGAACGGGUCUUAGAAACCACCACUGCU